Molecule: messenger RNA, 206 nt
Organism: Strongylus vulgaris
Lineage: Eukaryota; Metazoa; Nematoda; Chromadorea; Rhabditida; Strongylidae
Source: the annotation of a GenBank genome assembly
AUGGAACAGCGAAUAUUGCGCAAACGGGUAUUGGAUGAUGAGCAGGAUGAUAGUUAUGUUGAAGUAGAUAACAUCUCUUUUACGAGCCUAGCCUGUUCUGACGACGAUGAUCUGCGUAUGUCUGUCCAGCAAAGCCCUGUCUUUUCCAAUUAUUCAGACUUUAAGUCAGCUUCGGAGCUUUCCCUCCACUGCUGCCAUAGGUAAGC